Molecule: messenger RNA, 1703 nt
Organism: Zea mays
Lineage: Eukaryota; Viridiplantae; Streptophyta; Magnoliopsida; Poales; Poaceae
Product: VAN3-binding protein
Exons: 8
Coding region: 318-1532 (404 amino acids)
Source: RefSeq, a predicted model, not a curated record
AUUCCGACUUCUUUGUGUGUGUGCACCUAAAGCAUACUCGAAGCUCAUGAUCUAGUCCACUCCGAUCCUUCCCCUCUCGCCAGAAGGGUUUUACAGCUAAAAGUUGGCUCUGGUGGUUGGGGUGAUUCGAUCAUGGAUCUGGUGCUCCUAUACUACGACAUUCUUUGCGGCUGCAGGCUGUGCAUCAGAAACACCAGAAGGGCUGCACCACACUGCACAGCUACCAAGAGUGGCGUCCACUGUAUAAUGUAUAUAAAUCUCUGACCCGAGUUGCUUCUAAUUAAGGGAACUAGCUUGGCUUCUGCCCUGCCGUAGCCAUGGAAGCAGACCUCGAGAGAGGCCUGAUUGUGUAUGAAGAGCCGGGUCCAGAGCCGACGGACCUGCUCUCCAGCGCGUGGUGCAGCUCGGCAGCUAUCCGAGUGCUUCACGCGGGACCCAAGGACGAGUGCUCCAUGGCGCUGGUGGAGCACCCGGUCAUGGCGCUUGGCAGCGGCAGGAGCGACGUGUUGGCGAAGAGUGGUCGUAGUCGUAGCUUGGUGGCUGACAGCAGCGGUUUCAGCACGGCCCAGUGGAAAUAUGAUGAUCUGAAGUCGUGGCUAUGGCUGCAGAAGGCAAUUCAUCCCGAACUGGACUACGAUCUCUGCCUCAAGAAGAAAUGGCUCCCGCGCAAGAUGGCUGCGUGGAACGGGACCUCGCUCAAGAAAUGGGUCAAGGAGCGGAAGCAGAGGCGCAAGGAGGAGGCGCGCCUGCAGCGGGCCGAGGUCCACGCGGCCGUGUCCGUGGCCGGCGUCGCGGCCGCGCUGGCCGCCGUCGCCGCGGAGAACGCUGCCGCCGCGCCGCGCCGCGCGCCCGGGACGAGGGAGACGGCGGUGGCGUCCGCGGCCGCGCUCGUCGCGGCGCAGUGCGCCAAGGCGGCCGAGGCCGCGGGUGCCUCGCGCGGCCAGGUCGCGGCGGCCGUCGACGCCGCCAGGGCCUCCACGGACGCCGGCAGCGUCAUCACGCUCACCGCGGCCGCGGCCACCUCGCUGCGUGGCGCCGCGACGCUGAGGGGACGGCGCAGCUGCGGGCACGGGCAGAACGAGAGGGCGGAGCACGCGGGGCCGGCGCUGUCGCGGGACGACCUCGACUUCGACUUGAACCACGCGAGGUCCAGGGCGGCGCUGGCCAAGGGCGACGAGAUGCUCGUCGCGAUGCCGGACGGGAAGUGGAAGCUCCACACGGUGUCGGCGGCGUCGAACAAGCGCGGCGAGAUCGUGCUGCGGAUCAAGAAGACGAGCCUCGUCGUCAUGGCCCCCUUCUCCCACGCAAAAGAAAGUGUGGUCCGCGACGUGCGGGCGUGCGGCCCGGAGAAGCCGAGCCACGACGAGGGCGCGACAUACGCGGUGGAGGUCUCCACGGACAAGGGCAAGGUGGAGCUCCGCGCGGACGACUACGGGGUGUACAAGCGGUGGGUCGGAACGCUGAGCCACAUGCUCGUCAUGUCCACCGCCGUCUCCGUCUCCGCCAGGCACGCGCCGCCGCGCCGAGACUGACCCACCGGUGGUGCGGCCUCUCGCUCGAAGCAAUGGCCCCCGCGCAUCGUGACGUGAACGAAAACGUCGAUCCCAUGUGUAUUGGUGUACUACCCAUGAACUCUGUGUAUGAGUAGCAGUAUCAGCACUGCGACUGCAACCAAAGAUUAAUUGAGAGAUUGUUUAAAAUUC